GUUCAAGCUAUCCUCCCACCUUGACCUCCCAAAGUGCUGGGAUUACAGAUGUGAGCCACUGUGCCAGACAAAACCAAACUAGUUGAUUUUCUAUGUACGCCUUCACCCACGUCAUCUUCAUCCAGGGGCACUGUCAUGUGUUAAUUAUAACCACACCUUGUGACCAGUAAUGUCUGCAUAAAUAUAGUCGCAAAAGACAGGAAGGCUUGGGGAGCCUUUUGUAUUUCCAUGGUGAUGUACACAAACAAAUAAAAAUGUGCUUUCCUGAAUGUGUGAUUAACACAUUCAAGAAAGCCUUGGCAGUCUAUGUUGGUCUUUCCAGAGUUUGCUUGUGGCAUUCAUGGUGGGUUCAUUAGGGUGACACAGGAAUGCCAAAGCAAACUGACUUCAUUUAAUACAGAAGAGAGCUGUAGCUACAUAUUGAGAACUUGCCCUUCCUGUUUUAUUGCUGGGGAGAAAAAUUAUAUACUUACUGUUGUUCCUCUAAUAAAUAUUUCAGACCCAUUUAUGAAUCAUUAGUGCAGAUGCAAUCCCCUUUGAAUGUCACGAGGUGAAGUAAAGAAAAAAUAAAAUACAUUUUAAGUUCUGAAUCUUUCUGUGCUACAUUACCCGAAUCCUCGUCUAUCCACACAAUAGAUUAACUACCCUCUGUGCAUACUAUAUUUUGCUCAGCCCUUAAUAUUCUGAAGCUGAACUGAAGCAGUCGUUAUCUGUGGCGGUUCCUGGGUGGUUUUCAAGCCCAGCACUACCCACCCAAGUGGCGGUGACACCGGCUUUCACUGAAGCCUUAUUACUCUUAAAAGAGCAAUUUGGUUGGUUGCACGGCUAUUAGGAUCACACAGGCAGCCUGAAAGCUGUCAGUACAACUGCUUCUCAUCUUCUGCACAUAAUCCUGACAUCUUUUCCCUUUUCUGCUGGACACAGACACUACUGUUUUUAUCAUUUUCAAUCAAGCUCACCCAGAACGCUGAGGAAUAUAUUCCCACUGAAAGCAAAGUGGAGAACAGAAUUAUUUUAUAGCUUCUGGAGUAGAAGCAGGGCUGACUGCGUACUGAGGAGAAGGAGCCGGAUCCGUGAGAAAUGUAGCUUGGCUCAGGGCUACAUCAGGAAGCUGCUACUUCAGCUGUUAAAGAUGGCAAAACAACACCUACCUCAGGUUUUUCAAUGAUUAAUGCUAUUUUCAUAACCAGGAGGGAAGAGGAUGUGAGGAAUUUUGUGAAAUUAGCUUGUGGAAAUGUUAUCAUCAGAGAAAGUGGAGAAAAUUACUAGGCUUGAACUUCUCUUCCUUUUGAUCCUGUUCUUCUCUGGACCAACUCUGAGCAAGCUGACCCGGACCCCCUGGAAAGGAAAACCUUGGAAGGGGGGAUCGCGUCUUCGCCAGGAAGACUUCCCCCCGCGGAUUGUGGAGCACCCUUCUGAUGUCAUCGUCUCGAAGGGAGAGCCCACGACUCUCAACUGUAAGGCGGAGGGCCGGCCAACGCCCACCAUUGAGUGGUACAAGGAUGGGGAGCGAGUGGAGACUGACAAGGACGAUCCCCGGUCCCACAGGAUGCUUCUGCCCAGCGGAUCCUUAUUCUUCUUGCGCAUCGUGCAUGGGCGCAGAAGUAAACCUGAUGAAGGAAGCUACGUUUGUGUUGCAAGGAACUAUCUUGGUGAAGCAGUGAGUCGAAAUGCAUCUCUGGAAGUGGCAUUGUUACGAGAUGACUUCCGACAAAACCCCACAGAUGUUGUAGUGGCAGCUGGAGAGCCUGCAAUCCUGGAGUGCCAGCCUCCCCGGGGACACCCAGAACCCACCAUCUACUGGAAAAAAGACAAAGUUCGAAUUGAUGACAAGGAAGAAAGAAUAAGCAUCCGUGGUGGAAAACUGAUGAUCUCCAAUACCAGGAAAAGUGAUGCAGGGAUGUAUACUUGUGUUGGUACCAACAUGGUGGGAGAAAGGGACAGUGACCCAGCAGAGCUGACUGUCUUUGAACGACCCACAUUUCUCAGGAGGCCAAUUAACCAGGUGGUACUGGAGGAAGAAGCUGUAGAAUUUCGUUGUCAAGUCCAAGGAGAUCCUCAACCAACUGUGAGGUGGAAGAAGGAUGAUGCAGACUUGCCAAGAGGAAGGUAUGACAUCAAAGAUGAUUACACACUAAGAAUUAAAAAGACCAUGAGUACAGAUGAAGGCACCUAUAUGUGCAUUGCUGAGAAUCGGGUUGGAAAAAUGGAAGCCUCUGCUACGCUCACCGUCCGAGCUCGCCCUGUUGCUCCCCCACAGUUUGUGGUUCGGCCAAGAGAUCAGAUUGUGGCUCAAGGCCGGACGGUGACAUUUCCCUGUGAAACGAAAGGAAACCCACAGCCAGCUGUUUUCUGGCAGAAAGAAGGCAGCCAGAACCUACUUUUCCCAAACCAACCCCAGCAGCCCAACAGUAGAUGCUCAGUGUCACCAACCGGAGACCUCACAAUCACCAACAUUCAACGUUCCGACGCGGGUUACUACAUCUGCCAGGCUUUAACUGUGGCAGGAAGCAUUUUAGCAAAAGCUCAGCUGGAGGUUACUGAUGUUUUGACAGAUAGACCUCCACCUAUAAUUCUACAAGGCCCAGCCAACCAAACACUGGCAGUAGAUGGCACAGCAUUACUGAAAUGUAAAGCCACUGGCGAUCCUCUUCCUGUAAUUAGCUGGUUAAAGGAGGGAUUUACUUUUCUGAGUAGAGAUCCAAGAGCAACAAUUCAAGAGCAAGGCACACUGCAGAUUAAGAAUUUGCGGAUUUCUGAUACUGGCACUUACACUUGUGUGGCUACAAGUUCAAGUGGAGAGACUUCCUGGAGUGCAGUGCUGGACGUGACAGAAUCUGGAGCAACAAUCAGUAAAAAUUAUGAUUUAAAUGACCUGCCAGGGCCACCAUCCAAACCGCAGGUCACUGACGUUACUAAGAACAGUGUCACCUUGUCCUGGCAAGCAGGUACCCCUGGAGCCCUUCCGGCAAGUGCAUAUAUCAUUGAGGCUUUCAGCCAAUCAGUGAGCAAUAGCUGGCAGACCGUGGCAAACCAUGUAAAGACCACCCUCUAUACUGUAAGAGGACUGCGGCCCAAUACAAUCUACUUAUUCAUGGUCAGAGCGAUCAACCCCCAAGGCCUCAGUGACCCAAGUCCCAUGUCAGAUCCUGUGCGCACACAAGAUAUCAGUCCACCAGCACAAGGAGUGGACCACAGGCAAGUGCAGAAAGAACUAGGAGAUGUCCUUGUCCGUCUUCAUAAUCCAGUUGUACUGACUCCCACCACUGUUCAGGUCACAUGGACGGUUGAUCGCCAACCCCAGUUUAUCCAAGGCUACCGAGUGAUGUAUCGUCAGACUUCAGGUCUGCAGGCGACAUCUUCGUGGCAGAAUUUAGAUGCCAAAGUCCCGACUGAACGAAGUGCUGUCUUAGUCAACCUGAAAAAGGGGGUGACUUAUGAAAUUAAAGUACGGCCAUAUUUUAAUGAGUUCCAAGGAAUGGAUAGUGAAUCUAAAACAGUUCGUACUACUGAAGAAGCCCCAAGCGCCCCUCCACAGUCCGUCACUGUACUGACAGUUGGAAGUUACAAUAGCACAAGUAUUAGCGUUUCCUGGGAUCCUCCUCCUCCAGAUCACCAGAAUGGAAUUCUCCAAGAAUACAAGAUCUGGUGUCUAGGAAAUGAAACACGAUUCCAUAUCAACAAAACUGUGGACGCAGCCAUUCGGUCUGUAAUAAUCGGUGGAUUGUUCCCAGGUAUUCAAUACCGGGUAGAGGUUGCAGCUAGUACCAGUGCAGGGGUUGGAGUAAAAAGUGAGCCGCAGCCAAUAAUCAUCGGGAGACGCAAUGAAGUUGUCAUUACUGAAAACAAUAACAGCAUAACUGAGCAAAUCACUGACGUGGUGAAGCAACCGGCCUUUAUUGCUGGUAUUGGUGGUGCCUGCUGGGUAAUUUUGAUGGGUUUUAGCAUAUGGUUGUAUUGGAGAAGAAAGAAGAGGAAGGGACUCAGUAACUAUGCUGUUACGUUUCAAAGAGGAGAUGGAGGACUAAUGACCAACGGAAGCCGUCCAGGUCUUCUAAAUGCUGGUGAUCCCAGCUAUCCAUGGCUUGCUGAUUCUUGGCCAGCCACAAGCUUGCCAGUAAAUAAUAGUAAUAGUGGCCCAAAUGAUAUUGGAAAUUUUGGCCGUGGAGAUGUGCUGCCACCAGUUCCAGGCCAAGGGGAUAAAACAGCAACGAUGCUCUCGGAUGGAGCCAUUUACAGCAGCAUUGACUUCACUACCAAAACCACUUACAACAGUUCCAGCCAGAUAACACAGGCCACCCCAUAUGCCACGACGCAGAUCUUGCAUUCCAACAGCAUACAUGAAUUGGCUGUCGAUCUGCCUGAUCCACAGUGGAAAAGCUCAAUUCAGCAAAAAACAGAUCUGAUGGGAUUCGGUUAUUCUCUACCUGAUCAGAACAAAGGUAACAACGCCUUACUUUACAUUCCUGACUACCGAUUGGCUGAGGGAUUGUCUAAUAGAAUGCCACACAACCAGUCUCAGGAUUUCAGCACCACCAGCUCUCACAACAGCUCAGAAAGGAGUGGCAGUCUCUCAGGUGGGAAAGGUGGAAAAAAGAAGAAAAAUAAAAACUCUUCUAAACCACAGAAAAACAAUGGAUCCACUUGGGCCAAUGUCCCUCUACCUCCUCCCCCAGUGCAGCCCCUUCCUGGUACAGAGCUGGAACACUAUGCGGCAGAACAACAAGAAAAUGGCUAUGACAGUGAUAGCUGGUGCCCACCAUUGCCAGUACAAACUUACUUACAUCAGGGUCUGGAAGAUGAACUGGAAGAAGAUGAUGAUAGGGUCCCAACACCUCCUGUCCGAGGCGUGGCUUCUUCUCCUGCUAUCUCCUUUGGACAGCAGUCCACUGCAACUCUUACUCCAUCCCCACGGGAAGAGAUGCAACCCAUGCUGCAGGCUCACCUGGAUGAGUUGACAAGAGCCUAUCAGUUUGAUAUAGCAAAACAAACAUGGCACAUUCAAAGCAAUAAUCAACCUCCACAGCCUCCGGUUCCACCGUUAGGUUAUGUGUCCGGAGCCUUGAUUUCUGAUUUGGAGACAGAUGUUCCAGAUGAUGAUGCUGACGACGAAGAGGAAGCUUUAGAAAUCCCCAGGCCCCUGAGAGCGCUGGACCAGACUCCUGGAUCCAGUAUGGACAAUCUAGACAGCUCGGUGACAGGAAAAGCCUUUACCUCCUCUCAAAGACCUCGACCUACCAGCCCAUUUUCUACUGACAGUAACACCAGUGCAGCCGUGAGUCAAAGUCAGAGGCCUCGGCCCACUAAGAAACACAAGGGAGGGCGGAUGGACCAACAACCAGCAUUGCCUCAUCGAAGGGAAGGAAUGACAGAUGAUCUUCCACCACCACCAGAUCCCCCGCCAGGUCAGGGUCUCAGGCAGCAGAUAGGCUCGAGCCAGCAGGCUGGUAACGUGGAAAACUCAACAGAGAGAAAAGGAAGCUCUCUGGAGAGACAACACGCAUCCGCCCUGGAAGACACAAAGAGCUCACUGGAUGGUCCAGCUAGAACCUCCCUAGAGUGGCAGCGGCAAACCCAGGAACGGAUAAGCUCCACAGAACGACAGGAAGAGACACGGAAAGCCCCACACAGACAAGGGGUCGGAUCAGAGGAGGCCUUGGUGCCCUAUAGCAAGCCCAGUUUCCCAUCUCCAGGCGGCCACAGCUCAUCAGGCACAGCUUCUUCUAAGGGAUCCACUGGACCUAGGAAAGCUGAGGUGUUGAGAGCAGGCCACCAGCGCAAUGCCAGCGACCUUCUUGACAUAGGAUACAUGGGCUCCAACAGUCAAGGACAGUUUACAGGUGAAUUAUAGUAACUGAGAGGAGACAUACAAAGCUGCUCUGAAGGACCAUCAGGUCCGAACUCAUGGAAGUGAUGACACUAAACAGUGCAAUGAACAAUUUCUUUAUUUAUGUACUAUUAAAAGAACUGUAAAUGCAAUGUAAAGACACACAGCCACACAUAUCCCACAGAUAUUUUAAUUGUGUUCUUCUCUUAAGUACACCACCCACCUUAACUCUUUCUUGUCAGGAGUAUAUAAAAAAGAAAGAAAACAAAACUCGCCCUACAGGAAGAAAAGGAUUUUCCUCUGUAUAUAAUUUCUUUUGUGCAUUGCUAUGCAAGCUCACUCUUUUUAGCUCUGUUCAUAUUAUUGUCUGUUCUUAUUGGUCUGUUGUACUAUAUGUGAAUUAAUAGGCUGUGGUGCCAUAUAUUAACUUUUAAUUGUGUAACUUUUAUGUUUAAAUUUUGCACUGCAAUUUUAUUUGGUGAUAAGCACAAGUCUCUACUCCUCGUGACAUGAAGAAAAAGACUGAAUGUGAAGGGAGUUUCUGUACUGUAAGCUAGAUUGGAUAAUGAUGGUUGUAACAAAUCAUGUUAGAUGGUUUUCAGUUGGGGCGUAGAAAUAGGAAGAUGCAAAGGAACAAUGGUGUUGGCAAAGUCUUCUUUGAAUAUCAGGGACUGAGUCAAUAAAAAAUAGUAGAAAGGUGGCUUUUACUAUUGACAAAAGCAGGGGUCAAAAAAAGUAGUUUGUCUUAAGACUGAAUAUGCAUUAAAGUAUGCAGGUAGCAAAGAUGUAAUAAAUUUGCUUAAAAAAAGAAAUUAAAGUUUUAUUUAGAAUCCAUUUUGCCUGUCAUUGUAAUUGACCCAUCUGAGAAUUACAAUAAGCAAGAGGAAAUUAAGGUGUUUUGCAAGAGCUGUAUUUAUAUUACAGUUUUUUAAAAACAUUUUCUGAAUUAUCAUAAUUAAGCUCUCCAACUCAUUAAGUCAGAAUAUAAUAUGAAGUUCCCCAAGGAAAUGAACAAAAUGAACUCUAGAAUAUCUAGCAAAUAGUUAAAGAAGCAAUUUAUUAUUAGGGCAUACUCGGGCUGUUUCCAAAUAUAAACUCUAUUGCAAUAUCUUAUUUCAUCUUUCUAAUACAUGUACAGUACACACUAGAGGAUAGAGCUGCAUCACUUAAAUUCAUGACUUAAAAAAUAAUACAGUCUAUAUACAAUUUGUGUUUUAUUUGAUUAAGAAGUGAAGUUUAUGCCACCCAAUGUAUAGCCAAAUUGUACGUGCUUAAAAAGCAGUGCUGAGAGUAUGUUCAGUUCACAGUAAGUAGAUUUAUUGGAAUAAAUAUUUUGUGGUACAUCCUCAGAAAUUGGCUUCCGACUAAAAUACGUUUGACCCAUUUUGAAUAAGGGAAUUGAAAAGAAAAGUUUAAAAGGAGAAAAAAAAUGCAUGUUUAUAAACUUUUUAAAUAAAACCAGACCUUGUAAGUGGACAUUAAUAAUUGUCCUGCCUCAUUUGUUUUCAUGACUUUGACAACAAGAAGUUCCUGGACAUUGGUCAUGUAUGCUCAGAAUAAAUGUGACUUUGAAAUAUGUGUUAGCUACUGUACAUGUAUAGUCAGUCAAGUAGAAGAGGACCUUCCUGAAAUUCCCACUUGUGACAUUUUCCCAUGUGUUUCCUACACAAUCUUAAAUUUUAUUUCUGUCUAUACUUUCUCAAAUUUUUCCUAUGAUAAGUUCAGUUGUUGGUACUAUUCUAAAAAUGUUCAACGUAAUUAGGAUCAGUUCUAAAAUAUGGGACCCUUCUGAGUGACAAUUCGCACUCCAUGCAUUAUUGGCUCAGUAACCAAUUUAUGUCAUGUCGUUAUAACAAAGGGAUGACAUGAUUAAAUAUUUCCGUCUUUUUUAUUCCCUGAGACUGCAUCAGCACAGGCAAGUAGAGAACGUAAUGUUCUUCAUGGGCCCCACCAGCUUUAUGGUACCAUGUAAUUUAUUUCUUCACUGAAGAGAAAAGGAAUUCUGAGACACAGUUAUUAAACCCUUUAUCAACUUUCUACCAUCAGUGCCUGAAUUCUAAUGCAGUGGGAUUUCUCUGGGACAAAGAGACUGAGGAAGAUGAAAAGUUUCUGCCAAGAGUGAAUACAUACUUAUUCACAGCUCUAGGAUGUGAGGACUGUAAAGAUCUCUUUAUGCAGUUCCCUACUUAACCUCUUUCUAUUUAAAGGCAAACAAAUUUUGAAGAGGUUUUGUGUUCCCUCUUUGUGUUUCUCUAUGACCCAGUGUAGUCUAAAACCUGAGUUCAUUACAUAUAGAACACAUAGCCUUUGAUCCCUGGUAACUGGCAGGUGUAGGCGAUUAAUAAACCAAGGCUUCAAAGUGAAGUAUGCAUAUGCAGAUGACUUUUGGAAUAAUGUGGGCAUAGCAUCAUACCUUCCUGAUUGUCUUCAGCAUCUAAAAAUUAACUGUUACAGUUAAAAUUCUGUCAGUGCAGACCUUGUGGUUACUUGGAAUGUUCUUUUAGACUCGUCCAUGUUGCCUAUUACACCUAGUUUUAAACACAUUGGGCAGUCACAUUAUGCACUCAAAAUAUCACCCUCAGGUAGAUUGAGGGCAAGAUGAAAUGCUGUAGCUAUACAAAGGAAUUCAGAAACAUUAUUAGAAAUCAAAAGCCUUUGUCAACUUGCUACAUGUAAAAAGCUACUAAUCAGUGUAGUCAGAUGUCAACAGAAAAAUACAAAUACCUAUGAGAGCCACAGCAGUUUUUCAUUUCAUAGCCGAUUCAAUGAAUGUGAUUAGAAAUUCACUGAGCUCACUCUUACAGGUCUACACGGAGGCCUGCAUAAGGACUGCAAAAGGAAAUCUGGGUGGGAGAGAAUGUAAUCUGAUCUUGCACUCAUAGGCAAUGCUGCUAUGUAGUCAUGCCCAACACAAGCACAUCUUCAUUCGUAACAGGAAAAGUCUUCCUUGGGAAAAUAGCUGUAUUGGUGCCCAAACUCAGGUAUGCCAGUGUAUGCAGGUGGAGUCGCCCUACCCCUCUUCCAGACAUGUUCUAUGAGACUUUUAAAAUAAGGUGGGAUAGUACAGGGGCAGGAAAAGAAUUGAUUCCGUCACAGGAUUUGAAUUCAGUUCUACGGAGAAUGUAGAAAAUUCAAAACCAACGUACAAGGUAUCACACAACCAAGAAAAGUAAAACCAUUGCAAGUUUACUUGCUUUCAGUACAAAACAGAUUUAAUGGUGUUCUAUAUCAUAGUUUAAUGCUCUCAGUAUUUAAAGAUGUUUUCAACAGGAUUUGAAUUGCAAGUCUGUAAUGUGCUUUGAUGGAACACCACCCAAUUUCUAUUCAAUACAUUUAUGUAAUUGUCCAUUGACAAUCUAAUGAUAACAGUACCAUUGAACUCUAAACUGUGGUUUAUCUUCGCUACUGGGAAGCAAGUGUGCAUCCGUAUUAAAGAUAUGCAGAGACAUAACGUUCACUAAUUUGUUCAUCUGCUUCUGUCUAUUGUUUAUGGAAUUACAUGGCAAGAACUGUU
Cercocebus atys (sooty mangabey) is the source of this 9341-nucleotide messenger RNA. RefSeq names its product roundabout, axon guidance receptor, homolog 2 (Drosophila) (gene ROBO2). Gene Ontology annotation, molecular function: protein binding. The record is from RefSeq and is a predicted model, not a curated record. The transcript is spliced from 29 exons. The coding region runs from base 1235 to 5851 and encodes 1538 amino acids. NCBI's taxonomy places the organism in Eukaryota, Metazoa, Chordata, Mammalia, Primates, Cercopithecidae.